This is a messenger RNA of Coccomyxa subellipsoidea C-169, 324 nucleotides long. RefSeq lists its product as hypothetical. The record is from RefSeq and is a predicted model, not a curated record. Bases 1 to 324 code for a protein of 107 amino acids. NCBI's taxonomy places the organism in Eukaryota, Viridiplantae, Chlorophyta, Trebouxiophyceae, Coccomyxaceae. The transcript is spliced from 3 exons.
AUGCGGAGCGCCAGUCUCCUCGCCGUCUUUGCGCUGCUGGCAGUCGGCCUCGGAGCUGCAGGGGCGGAUGCCGAGCUGAAGGACUUUUCACCCGUGGAGCGUGAGUCCUUCCCAGUGAACCGCAGGCUACAAGGCCUUCUUCUGCCCAUUAUUGCAGAGAAGAAGAAGUUUGUGAUUCCCAAGUUCCCCUUGGUGAAGAAGCAAUUCCCCAUCGUGAAGAAGGCCCAAACACCCCCUGCAGUUGCUGGCACCACCCCUGCUGUUUCCGGUGCCCCAGUAGUCACCACUGGAGUGGCUGUGGGCCGGCGCCUGCUGCAGGAUUGA